This is a messenger RNA of Synchiropus splendidus (mandarinfish), 3910 nucleotides long. RefSeq names its product ANTXR cell adhesion molecule 1c (gene antxr1c). The transcript is spliced from 18 exons. NCBI's taxonomy places the organism in Eukaryota, Metazoa, Chordata, Actinopteri, Syngnathiformes, Callionymidae. The record is from RefSeq and is a predicted model, not a curated record. Gene Ontology annotation, cellular component: membrane. Bases 215 to 1918 code for a protein of 567 amino acids. Gene Ontology annotation, molecular function: signaling receptor activity.
ACUUGCUCACUCAGUCUCACGUCUAUACCCUUCUUAUUUUAUGCGUCCUGCUUCGGAUUUUGUUCGACAUUUCAAAGCAUGUUGCAGCCACACAGCGGCCAGUGUGUCCAUCUCCGUCUAUAACGCGCGCAGCAUCCUGUCUUUUGUUGCAUCUGGGCAGACUCUGGAUCAGUUUAAGAAAACAAAGAUUUUGUUUUGUUUUUGAACGGCGGCAAUGAUGUCGAGAAAUCAUCAACACGUGUCGUUGCUUCUCGUCAUAUUGGGAUUAUACUUGGUUUCUUCACCAUCCACGCGAGCCGAGCCGGGGCUGCAGUACGAGGAGGAGGAGGAGGAGGAGGAGAGUUCCUGCCAGGGCGCUUUCGACCUCUACUUUGUCCUGGAUAAGUCUGGCAGUGUGAAGAAUCACUGGGAGGAAAUUUACUAUUUUGUGGAGAACUUAGCGGAGAAAUUUAAAAGUCCCAUGUUGAGGAUGUCCUUCAUAACCUUUUCAUCCAGAGCCUCCACCAUUCUGAAACUGACUGACAACAGGAUAGACAUCAGAAAGGGGCUCAACUCACUGAAAAAAGAGAUUCCAGGUGGAGAUACCUUCAUGCAUCUAGGAUUGCAUCGCGCAAACGAGCAGAUAUAUCAGGAGAACUUUGGCACGGCCAGUGUGAUCAUUGCCUUGACUGAUGGAGAACUGCUGGAAGACCAACUCAUCAAAGCCCAACAAGAGGCAGUGAGAGCCAGAUCACUUGGUGCCAUUGUUUACUGCGUGGGAGUCAAAGAUUUCAAUGAAACACAGCUGGCGACUAUUGCAGACACCAUUGAGCACGUGUUUCCUGUCUUGGGCGGCUUCCAUGCCCUGCGGGGAGUCAUUGACAAGAUCAUCAAGAAAUCCUGUAUUGAGAUUUUGGCUGCUGAGCCCUCAAGUGUGUGUGCAGGAGAGUCCUUCCAAGUGGUGGUGCGAGGUAACGGCUUUCUGCACGCCAGAAACAUCAACCAGGUGCUCUGCAGCUUCAAAAUCAACGACACCCUCACCAUCAAUGAGAAGCCAGCCGGCGUGGAAGACACCUUCUUGCUGUGUCCAGCCCCAGUCAUUGAUGAAGUCGGCAAGGUGAUUUACCUUCAGGUGAGCAUGAAUGAUGGUCUGUCCUUCAUCAGCAGCAACGUGCACAUCACCACCACUGAGUGUUUUGAUGGUACCAUCUUGCUCAUCACUCUGCUGGUGUUGUUCCUGCUUCUGGCUUUGCUUUUGAUGUGGUGGUUUUGGCCCCUCUGCUGCACUGUGGUUAUCAAAGAGCCUCCUCCUCCACCUCCUCCUGAGCCUGAGUCAGAUGAUGAAGAUGGUCUCCCCAAAAAAAAGUGGCCCACUGUGGAUGCUUCAUAUUAUGGUGGAAGAGGAAUUGGAGGCAUCAAAAGGAUGGAGGUGCGCUGGGGAGGGAAGGGCUCCACUGAGGAGGGGGCCAAGUUGGAGAAACCCAAAAAUGCUGUGGUGAAAAUGCCUGAGCAGGAGUACGAACCCUUCGAACCGAAACCUAAGAAGCCUCACAACAAGAAGCAGCCUCAGAACAGGAAGUGGUACACACCCAUCCGGGGUAAGCUGGAUGCUAUCUGGGCUCUGUUUCGCCGUGGUUACGAUCAGGUCUCCCUGAUGAGACCCCAGCCGGGCGAUCAUGGCCGCUGUAUCAACUUCACAAGAGUGAAAGAGGAGUCAGCCACAGCCAGAGCCCCGGCUCGCUCUCCCAUCCACAUCCCCUCACCUCCACCACCAGAUUACCACCCGGUGGCCCGCUCCACUCCAUCUCCCCCUAUGGCCAGUCCUCCUGCAAGAGCUCCCCCUAUGGGCCAAUUACCACCAGGACCACCACCAUCCCGCACGCCACCUGGACUUCCCUGUCCACCACCCACCCGCCCGCCUCCGACCCUGCAUCCAUGAAUUUAAGAGACUAAAUUUCUCCCCAAACGUCACUGCUUCGGUUUCACAGACGUGCCACUUUGUUGUUUUUCAGUUCGAAAACCGGAGUUUCUGUUGAAAGGUGACCAAAGAUAGUGCUUUGAUGUCGCGCUUGUGUUACACCAACUGUCAAGUUAAAGUGCUAGUUGCAACCAUGAAGCUUUGCGUUACACAAAAUUUCACAUCAACACCACCAUUAUGUCUGGAAAUGAAAAAUGAAAUGAAAGAAGGAACACAUCAUGAAAACUAUCACUAGUAAUAUCUAACAUCUGCAUCAGCAUCAAAACAGAGCUGUUAUUGUUAUUGCUAAUUCAAUACCAGAAUAUUAAACACACAAAUAUCUGUUGUGGAUCACAGUGUUAACUUUCAGGACCCAUUUUAUUUUUUUAUUUUCAAAACCUAUAUCCUCAUCUUUAUUAUUCUGAAACAUCUGAGAACAUCUGAAGUAUGAAGAAGAGAUGGCACAGCAAAUUGUAGCAAGUAGCAGUACGUUCCAGAAGUACAGGAUGUGUCAAUACAUGUGUCAAAGAUUUUAAUUUUACAAAUCAAAAAGGCAAUAUCGACUUUAAUUUUGCUUUUCACUCAUUUUUCAAAAUCACUGAUAACUGUGGCCAUUCAUUUCACCGAUCACUAACAAGAUCUCCAUCGGAUCCGUCGUCUUCACUUAUUUUCUGCAAAUGAUGAGGGACGCAUUAGUUUUCCAUGACUUCAAAGAACUUUGUGAUGAGCACGCAAUGUUCCCAUUAUUUUGUACCACAACCCGCAGUCAAACUUGAAGUUGUGUCUCCUGAAGAGCGAUUGUCUCGAUGCAGUUAUUGGCGUUAUUGUUGCUGGACAGCAAAGCAUGUAAUGACCAAAGAAUCCACUGCAGCUGACGAAAAGUUGUUGUUGUUGACUCUCAACUACUGAGCAAAACCAUUGAGAAUUCAGGUGAUCUUUUUUUGUUUUGUUUUGUUUUGCAUGGACUAAUCCUUGUACCGUUGUCUUCAUAUAAGCCAGUCAAGUGGUCGGAAGGGCCUGCAAGUGUACAGAUUUGCUACAGUUCUGAUGAUUCUUUAUUGGUUAGUAACCUUGAGGCUUCGGAUUAUAUUCCUCACUGAUGUUUCAGUACAAAACAAAGUAGUUCAAAUAUACAUAAACUGCUGGCUGCCACAGUUCCUGCUUCAUAAUCCAAAAUCAAGGGGCUAAGAUAUGAGGUUAAUGUCACUCUUCUUGUUUUAUACACAUUAUUUGUACUUUGUACUGUUUUAUAUCAUCAGUUUUAUAGCUACCGGUCUCAUUGCAACUGCAGGGCAGUUCCAACAGCGUCUAAUUUAUUUUACUACCCAGGAGAAACAGUAGAGUACUUGAAUAUCGACAAGGUGUCUAACUGCUAAGACAGACAAGUGCAGACGAACCCCAUUAUAGAUAAAUACCUGGUGCCACCAGUUGACCAGAAGCUAAAUUUAACCCAUGUUUCAUGGUGUUCUGGCUGGAAAUGAGGAAGAACAAAUCUGCUGGUUCAGCUCGCAGUGUAUCAGCCUUUUUAUGCUUUGUUUUGGUUUCACUUAAUUUUACUAUACAUUAUGCUACAUUGUUUCACAUCAUGUCAAGUCAGUGCCUUAAUCUGAAACACAUUAGAUUAAACAGAAUGAUGAAUGAGUGAAUCACGCAGUAAGGAAGUGUCUUUUGCAAGUGCACAUAAUAUAGUGGCGUCACAUGGAUUUUGAGUUCAACAUCUUGACCAGGUCAUAAUGUCAAUAGACUUGUUUUCAAAAGUAAAAAACACUUUUAUACUCUCUAUUACUAGAUAGAAUUAUGUAAUCCAGAAACCAUCUCAUGUCCAGAUGAAAUCUCCUUACAUUCAACAGCAACCGAAUUCAAGCCGACAGGAGAGAUUAGACUUCAAGUUUUCAAAGUUUUACAGUAAAAUGACAAAUUAUGUUGUGCAUAAACAAAAGUACUGCAGCGUUGAUGAAAAAUGACUUCACAAUU